Messenger RNA from Dothidotthia symphoricarpi CBS 119687, 582 nucleotides. RefSeq lists its product as uncharacterized. The coding region runs from base 85 to 582 and encodes 165 amino acids. NCBI's taxonomy places the organism in Eukaryota, Fungi, Ascomycota, Dothideomycetes, Pleosporales, Dothidotthiaceae. The transcript is spliced from 3 exons. The record is from RefSeq and is a predicted model, not a curated record.
CUUUUGCCAACUACACCUCGAUCGCAGAUCGCAAAUCACACCAAGAACCACAUACGAAGUACUCCACAGACACACAAAGUAAUCAUGCCGUACGGUCGCGGCGGCGCGGGAAACUUCUACAAGGCGCAGGAAGAGAGCAAGAAAGCCGCCGAGGACCUGGAAGAAAACCGCACCCAACCCACCACCUCCACGACUGCCACAUCUACCGCCGCCCAAGCCGCACAACCGUACGCGCACACCGGCCGUGGCGGCGCAGGGAACUGGUACGAGCCCGCGACGCUGCAGCAAACGGGCACCUUCACGCAGCCGGACGACGCGACGCGGCUGCCGACGGGCGAGAAGCCGGCUGUGAGCGCGCCGUGGCAUCCCGAGGGGGUGGAGUUGCCUGUUGCGCGCAGCGGGAGGGGGGGUGCGGGGAAUUUUGUGUGGAAGGGGGAGGCGCAUGGGGAGAAGAUGAACGACGGGGAGAAGGAGAGGGAGGAGAUGGUUAGGAGGGGCGUGGAGAGGGAUGUUGAGGCGGGGUUGCAGAGGCCUGGGGCUGCGCGGGUUGGGGGGAAGAGUCAUUGGAGUAUGCUCAUAUGA